Truncatella angustata is the source of this 3849-nucleotide messenger RNA. RefSeq lists its product as uncharacterized. Gene Ontology annotation, biological process: sister chromatid cohesion. The record is from RefSeq and is a predicted model, not a curated record. Gene Ontology annotation, cellular component: chromatin; cohesin complex; nucleus. Lineage: Eukaryota; Fungi; Ascomycota; Sordariomycetes; Amphisphaeriales; Sporocadaceae. The transcript is spliced from 3 exons. Gene Ontology annotation, molecular function: chromatin binding. The coding region runs from base 163 to 3675 and encodes 1170 amino acids.
CAACAGGUUACCUUGUCGUGCCUUUUGGUGCUAAGCUGUUGACCCACCAGUGACAUCCCGACCCCGAAACCUGAACGCGCUCAACCACCCACACCAGGUCAUUACUGUUGCCGGCCUAUCGUCGCCAAAGAUAUGGUCGCAUUUCUCUGAACAUUCAUGUAGAUGUCGACAGAAAGAGCGCCCCUCAUGGAGAGUGAAGAUAACAACGCGACUCCAACGCCCUCUGCCGGUGAGGCGCGCCGUCGCUCCGGACGCGUCGUGCGAGCUCCUAAGAAGUUCACCGAGGAGAUCCAGAACGACGCCACCGCCUCGUCCAGACGCAAGCGCGCACGCGACGACAACGACGAAGAUGCUGAGAACCAAGAGCCAGAAGAUUCCCUGGAAGACGCCAGCGACGACGAGCCCGCUGAGGAAAGCGAGGCGGACUUGGCCCCAAAGCCCAAGGCCAAGUCCAGGUCCAGGUCCAAGAAGCCAGCCGCGAAGAAGCCCAAGAUCAAUGGCACUGCACCGGCCGAAGCUGAACCUUCAGCGCCGGCAACCCAGGCCCCAGCCAUCAGAUUACAACACCGACCCAAGAAGACUGUGCGCGUCGCAAUCGCGAGGAAGGACGGCGAUGGUCUGUAUGCUGAUAUCUUCACUUCUGGCGACUCCUCCGACGACGUUGCUGCACAUUGGUUCCAGCGAUACCUCGAAAACGAUGCUGCUGCACUCACAGACCUGAUUAACUGCAUCUUGCUUGCGACAGGUUGUGACCAGUCUCUGACAGAGGACGACAUUCGUGACCCGGAGAACUCGGCAAACAAACUGUCUGAGCUGGAAGAGGCUUACGAACAGACAAGCAUAUCCGACUACCCGUUGAUUUCUAGAGCCAAGAGUAGCAAGGACUUCCGUCAACAGCUGAUUGCCUUUUUUGACUCCCUCAUCAGUUUGCUGCACCAGACAGACACUCUCUAUCAGGACAAUGAAGAGCUUCUGGACAACAUCCAACGUUGGGUGGGCAUCAUGUCCUCCUCCUCCCUCCGACCCUUCCGGCAUACAGCCACAACCAUCGGUCUUGCGUUACUCGGCUCCAUGAUCACCGUCACCAGGCAGCUGGAUGACCGAAUCACAAAAUCCAACCAAGCGCUCGAGGCCGAGUCCAACCGGAGAGGCAAGAACAAGGGCUUGCUCGCAACCACUCAGAAAGCGCUUGACACCGCGAAUCAGAACCGUCAGUUGAUCGACGAGAAGGUCAAGGAGUUUUUUGAUAUUAUCUUUGUCCACCGUUACCGUGAUAUUGACGCCAAAAUCCGCGCCGAGUGCAUUGAGGCUCUGGGAAACUGGAUCUGCACAUUGCCUACAGUGUACAUGUCGCCAGAAUACUUGAGAUACUUGGGAUGGCUUCUGUCCGAUGUAGCCCCAACUACACGCCUGGAGGUGCUGAAGCAGCUCGGUCGCGUGCUCAAACGUGAUGCCGAGAAACUAGCUCACUUCAUCGACAGGUUCCGGCCCCGACUGGUGGAGAUGGCAACCAAGGACCACGAUCUUUCGGUGCGGGUCGCAGCCAUCAGUGUCGUUGAUGUUCUACGCGCAUCUGGUAUGCUUGAGCCUGAGGAGGUGGAUAGUAUCUGCAAGCUCCUCUUCGAAGCGGAGCCUAGAAUCCGCAAAGCCGUUGUUCCUUUCUUUGUAGACCUAAUACAGGAAGUGAUCGUCAAUAAGAUUGAUGAAAUAGGCGGCAGUGAUGCUAUUGACGAGGUAUUUGGAGACGACGACGAUGCAGAUCACGACUCUCUGCACAAAGGCUGGAUCAACAUCAAGGCUUUGGCAGAGAAUUUGGCAGUCUACAAUGCGCAACUAGACCAGGAGCAAGACGAAAUACGACAUGGUAUUGAUGUGGCCGCGGAUGUUGUCAACGCCAACAUUCCAGAAUCACGGAUUGCGCUGGCAACUCAAGCGCUUUUUGAGAAGAUGCCGGAGAUCAGCAAUUGGCAGAGCUUGGCUGGUUAUCUCUUAUUCGAUCACACCACCAGCUCAAAAUCCAGGUCCAGGUCAAAGACGAACUCAAUAGAAGCAGCAACUCGUAAAGCGGUUGCUCCUUCUUCGGAGGAGGAGGCAAUCCUUAUCGAGGUGCUCGCCAGUGCUGUAAAGGAGAGCCUUACUCAAGGCGGCCAACACGAUGGUACAAGAAGACGACCUGGUCGGCUGGAUAAUGACGGGCAUGAAGACAUCGGUAUUCAGCUGGCGGAGGCUAUACCAAAACUCUUGAACAAGUACGGAUCAGAUCCUCAUGUUGCCAGCAUUGUACUUCGGUUAGAACACUACCUCGACCUAGAUGUGUUCCAACAAUUACGGCAAAAUUCUGCGGUAUACGACAAGCUACUUGAUGCAGUCACUGCACAGUUCAACCGCCACGUGGAUCAAGCUGUUUUGAACGAGGCAGCGGCGGCACUGCUGCACGCAAGGCGCUAUGACGAGCUAGAAGAACUUGCUGACAGCAAACUUACAAGUCUCUGGGACAACAGCCUCAAUUCGUUAAGGAACUUUGAGAAGACAUGCGAGUUGUCCGUGCGCGGGAAUCUCGAUCGAGCUGCAUUAGCAGAGCUCGCCAAUGUGCUGAAAAAGGUCAGCAAAUUGACAGCUAUUUCCGAUUGUGUUGAGAUUCUUGAAGCACCAGGUACUGCCGAAGACUUCAACGACCCGAUCAUCAAGAUUCUAGUCGGCAUCGUGCAUCGGGGUUUGCUCACAGAACCUGACGAUGCCCUGGACGAUCCAGAAGAUGAAGUCGUGGCGUUUGCCAUCAAGUCUUGCCUGGUCUACUUUAUGUGGAAGGUCGCAUCGUUAAAGACUGCACUGCAGAAUGAGGAGGAUAUCCCAAAUGACGAGGCUGAUCGACUUGUACUUCUGCGCAAGGAAUUUGUGAAGAAUCUGAUCCACACAUUUUCCUCUCGAGGUUUCAACGACGACCUCCGACUCUCCGCCACCGGAACGGCCUGCGACAUUGGUGGGCUAUUCGUCUUCCUUCGACCAUAUCUGCAAGGGCCACAAGCGGCCAAGUAUGCCAAGCUGAAGCCCUUGUUGGACGAGCUUCCUUCCGGUCUCAUCCCUGCCGAAGUCAUCCCCAUUUUCGAUGCUGCGGAGCGUGCAUACGCUCAACGGUCUCACAAGCACCUAAACCCAGUGGCAGAUGACGAGGAUCCAGUCGACGAUGAGGCCCCACCAGAGGAUGACGAGGACGAAGAACUUACCGAGCAAGAACGCCAAGCUGCAGAGCUCAAAGCUGAGAAGAUCCUUUGCGAUCUGACUGGCAAGCUUGUCCUCGGCAUACUGGCCAAGGUCCUCGAUGCAACAGGUCCCCACGCCGGAAAGCUGCGAAAGCGAAUUCUGCGUAACAAGACCAAGCUGGGUCAUAGUUUCAAGGAGGUAGCUGCCUUUCUAGAUGAGGAUCAUCUCAAGGAAGUGAGGGGAGAGAACAAGAAAAAGGUUGCCUCCAGGAAGAAGGAGGCGCUGAAACCUAUGAAGAGCGCAGAACUCGUUGUAGAGGAUGAUGAUGUGGAAGACCCUUUCGCUGAUGAGCCUGAAGAAGGGACAGAACAGGAUCUACGAAACAGGGAAUUGCUUGAUGACCCCAUAGAGGACGAUGAGGAUGAUGAGAGGCCGCCAGAGCCCAUGGAUGAAGAUAGUGUGAUUGGCGACUAGGGAUUUAUUGCUUUGGAAGUUCUGUCAAAUAAUUAUUGCUGUCACGAACGGAGUAUAGGAUUGUAAAGAAGCGGAUUGCUGAUAGGCCUGGUGCGGGCCGUAUCAUAGUGUUGGUCUAACAUGACAGCCCGAGCUUCGCAAUUUUUCUCGCUCAAUUUUUUCAUGUAUGAAUAA